Messenger RNA from Amoebophrya sp. A25, 3911 nucleotides. The record is from the annotation of a GenBank genome assembly. NCBI's taxonomy places the organism in Eukaryota, Dinophyceae, Syndiniales, Amoebophryaceae.
CGGCACAGUAUAAAAAUCAAACAAAAUGGGCAAGGCAACGAAGAGCACUAAGAAUUUCCGCAAGCAGCAGCGGAAGACUGCAAAAAAAGGCACGAGCGGAAAGCAGAAGAAGACGUUCCAGAUUCGACAUGCAAAUGCCGUGAAAGAGUCCAAGAAACAAGCUAGGAACCAAAAUAACAAAAAUCAGCAUUCAGCAAACUCAUCUAAGCGAGAUGCAGGCGACGAGCACAAUGACGACGAGCAAGAAGUACGAGGAGAGCACCAAUCAGUGGAUACAAUCCUGAAAGAAUCUGCUGAUCUUUUCGGACUAGGAAAGGACCAGGACGACGAUCGUAAUCUCGCUGUCCUAUCUGAUGACGAUUCCGAUGUCGAACAGGAUGCUUUUUCAGACUUGUCAGAGUCGGACAUGUUGGAAGAUGAAGACGAAGAAGAUGUCCUGGAUGACGAUGAAGAUGAAGGUGCUAAGAAGAAACAAACAGAUGCUGCACAAGGCUCUUCAUCUGGUGCAACAUUCACCAGCCACGAGGAAGAGUUGGAGCAUUUGAAGACAGCAGAUCCAGAGUUCUACAAAUUUUUGCUCGAAAACGACCAAGAUUUGUUGAAUUUCACUGCCCCCGCUGGUGGUUUAGAGGGAGAUGACGGAGAAGGCGAUGAUGAUGCUCAAGAUGACGGAGAAGGAGAAGAAGAUGCAUCCGCAGGUUCUUCUACGAAGAAGAAGAAGAAGACGUCGAAAACCGACGGAAUGACGCAGGAAGAGGCGAUGAAGAGUGGUGGUGGUGCUGCAGGCUUGCUUACUAUGGAUCGCUGGGAGCUGAUUUCCUCCAGCGCUCUAGAUCGCAAGUCCUUCCCGAAUUUGCGCGCUGUUGUCGGUGCUUUCCGCUCGGUCGCUCACACGUUAAAAGGAGGCGCAGCUAUGACCUCGGAUUUCGGCACUAAAGGAACUGAUGGUAUCUUCAAACCGGCUUCCUACGGCGACCAGAAGGGACCAAAGGGCAGUAAUUCUAAGAACCAAGACAACAAGAUUGGCAAGCGAAAACUGCGGAAGAUGGAGAUGAAGAAAAAGGAAGAAGCUUUGGACAGAAAACGAGGCAUCUUCGAAGUUGAGGACGCUGAUGUCUGCACAAGUGUCAUCACGUGGACUUCUCAGCAUAUGGCGGAGAUGUUGGAUUUUCACAUGUCCGCUGCAGCUUCCGCUGAACAAAAGUCCGCAUCAUCUUCUAGUACCUCUUCCAAAAACGCGACUGCCCAUGUCGACGUGACCCGCAACCCCAAACGUUGGAACAAGGUCCAUUCUGUUGCACGCAUCUUCGUUCAAGAAGCAUUGACCCUUCUCCGCUGCUGCACUGCCCCUACUCAUUUGGUCGCUUUGCUGUCGCAACUGCAGAGAAUCGAGUUGCAAAAGUACGUCUUCCCCUUCGCGAAAGUAAGGCACUUGUACACGAAAACAGUGGCAACCUUGUGGGCCAUGUCCGCGGAUAUGCGUGUGCGAGAAUUUGCCUUCUUCUUCCUGCGCAAUGCCUGUGCGCUGCCAGCCCAGAUCGGAGACCAAGCUCUGGGUGGAGGAGCUGACAACCCGUCGGAUACAACUAGUAACAACAACAAGAAGAAUGCUGGAAAGAAAAACAAACGUGCAGAUUCGAAGAAAGGACUCGGUCGGGGAGGAAAAGCAGUACUACUACUAUUACAGAAGCAGGUUGUUUCAAGUUAUAUAAUUAAGUAGUAGAACGUUCUUGGAGCAAAUGAGAAUCGUUCUCGUCGUCUCCCCUGAUGAGUACAUAGAAUACUUGCUACUUCUGACGUCUGUCAGGCGAGUGAGAUCACACUUCUAACCACCAAGAUCGCUGAGGAGCCAACGACGAACUUUUUCUCAAUUGAAUUCUGAAAUUUUUUUUCUCAAAGAGCUUUUGAACUUGGAAUCGCUCAAAUUGGAUUCCUUCAAAUUUAAAAACUCAAUUAUCUACAUCACAUCCAAAUCAAAACAGACUUCUGCUGCUGCAGAGCUCGAGUCUAUUAUUCUCGCUGUUUGCCGCGCUUUCUGCGAUGCGGGUCGUCGCUCGAACUAUGGUUGGCGACAGAUGUCUAAUUUCCGGUUCAUGGAGAACUGUGUGCUCGAACUGCUGAAGUUGGACUCAAAUACUGCUUUCCGCGUCAGCUACGCAUGUGUGAGACAGAUGGCGAUCGUCUUGCGCAACUCUAUCCAGGCUGACUCCACUGGCAUGGGCGCCAUUACGAAGGAGAAGCAAGAGCAAAACCAGAAAAGUGGGGGCAAAUUGGCGAAGAAGAAAGCGAGUACGGAACAAAAAGUGCAUAUGCUCUAUCAGUGGCAAUUCGUGCGGUCCAUGUACUUGUGGUCACGAGUAGUCGCAAGCUUGCCAGAAUUACGGAAGCAAAUGGCGAAUCCGUUGUGCAAGGUACUGCUUCUAAACACUUAUUUUUGGUUCGCAGAUAACAAAAACAUCAUAAUACUAUUAGUUGUUCUUCUAGUUAGAAGAACAGUCAUCAUUUGUGCAUGGUAUUAGCUACAAAGACUUGAAUCGAAAUUCAAAAGUACAAAAUCUUUUAGUAUUUUCUCACCACAAGAACAACAUCUAUAUCUUCAGGUAAUCACAAUGGCGAUGGAGACGCGAAGUGCAAGUCUCAACUUUUUUCCGUAUGUCUACCACUGCUUGCGAUGCUUGAACCGCGUCAGUGCUGAGGGCGAUCUCUUCGUUCCUACUGCGGACAGACUCUUGCAACUCUUGCAACGGUUGAUUGGACAACUCGACAAGGCUGCUGCUGGUGCCAGAGGUGGAGGUAAGAGUAGUCAGGGUGAUGGACCAGACGGCGGCAACACUAUGCUCAGACCCAUUGAAGUCGACGUAACCUUGCGAAUGAGCGACCGACACAAGCUCAGCAUGCCUGUACUCGAAGGAUGUGUCAGAGAUUUGAAGUUCCUCUUCGUGGAACAUUUGGGCGUUCUAGCUCGUUCAGUAGGCUUUCCAGAAUUGACGCAUCCGGUAACGACAUUGGUAAAAAAACUGACGAAAACAGCGAGAAAUAAGGUCGUGAGAAAAGACUUCGCACAACUGCUGCAACACGUGGACACGACGUCCAAGGAAGUCACGCAGUUGCGGCAAGGAAGUACUUUUGCUUUUUCUUACAUUAUUUGUGAAUAGUACUACGUCUGUGUACUAAAGCUACAACUAGAAGGCAUCUUCUACAAUCUAGUUCCAUUUGAUGUCACUCUAGUGUAUGAUAACUUCUGUCAAAACUAAGUACAACUUGCUUCUCCUUUCCGACCAAUCCAUAUUGACCACCAAUCCAUCUCCUCCUAUCCACCAUCUCCAGUUACUUCCUUACGGGAUUCGCAGUUGCUUGAGAAGUUCCAAGUCUUCGAAGAAAAGAAGGUCGCGUUGGCACGUUGGCGUCGUGAACUUCUCGACGAACGACUUACUGCCGAGAAGACUAGAGUAGAAAUGGAGACCGCAGCACCUAUUAAAGCAGCAUCUAGUACAGCGGACAAGAAGAAGAAGAAGCGAAAGAGUGCCGAAGACGACGAAGAUGACGAAGACGAAAACGUCGAAGGAGCUGCGGCAAUGGAGUUGAUGCCGGACGAGCGAUCUAAGAGAUCCCUGAAGCGACAACGGCAGAAGGAAAAGAAGAAAUCGCUGGACGCAUCCUCAGGAAAGACUGGUGAUAAGAGCAAGAAGGGAACUUCAUCUGCCGGAACUGGAGGAGGUGAGAGAGUAGAAGCGGCAGAUUUCUCAUCAGAUGAAGAUGACGAUGCAUAAGGAAUUUGAAACAGUGUUAACGAGGAUCCUAUUAGUUUCUAGCAAAGAUAGUACCGAUAAUUUUCCCCCACCCUGUGGUCUUCUCUCGCAGACGCUCAUUAAGCCGUGUUCCCGCCGGAUCAAUGCAUGAAUUAAGACAGG